UUGGAUGAGUGGUGGAGGGAGGGUAUAUUCCAAACAAGGGCCGACGAAGUUCCAACAACGAAAGAAGCCAAAAACAAUCCCAUCUGCUUCUUCUUCUUCCUCUUCUCCUUCUUCUUAAUUACCUUCAAUUCAGUUGAUCGACUCACUCUGAACCAAGGCUAUAAUAAACGACAUGUCUCUGCUUGGAAAUGUAUCCGCUACCGGAAAUUCUGUAGUAAUGACUAGUAGUCUUUCAAGAGAUUAUUAUUUUAACACCACCUCAGGGAGAACAGAUGUCUUGUCUUUUAGACACGGUGAUAUUAUGGGCCAUCGACUGCAAUUCCGAUCGAGAACCAACAAGAUUACUGUCUGCCCUUUCAAGGUGGUCUGCGUGGACUAUCCAAGACCAGAGCUUGACAACACAUCUAACUUCUUGGAAGCUGCUUACUUGUCUUCAACCUUCCCAACCGCCCCUCGUCCGGCUAAGCCCUUAAACGUUGUAAUUGCUGGUGCAGGCUUGGCUGGUCUAUCCACUGCUAAGUAUUUGGCUGAUGCCGGUCACAAGCCGAUUUUGCUUGAAGCCAGAGACGUUCUUGGUGGAAAGGUAGCAGCUUGGAAAGACCAGGACGGAGAUUGGUACGAGACAGGGUUACACAUAUUUUUUGGAGCUUACCCAAAUGUACAGAACCUGUUUGGAGAGCUAGGGAUUAAUGAUAGAUUACAGUGGAAGGAACAUUCUAUGAUAUUUGCAAUGCCAAACAAGCCUGGAGAGUUUAGUCGCUUUGACUUCCCAGAUGUGUUGCCUGCACCAAUAAAUGGAAUUUGGGCUAUCUUGAGGAACAAUGAAAUGCUGACAUGGCCCGAGAAAGUAAAAUUUGCAAUUGGACUCUUGCCUGCAAUGUUGGGUGGACAAGCUUAUGUUGAGGCUCAAGAUGGACUUAGUGUUCAAGAUUGGAUGAGAAAGCAAGGCAUACCGGAUCGAGUUACCACUGAGGUGUUUAUUGCCAUGUCGAAGGCAUUAAACUUCAUCAAUCCAGAUGAACUUUCAAUGCAGUGUAUUCUUAUUGCUCUGAACCGGUUUCUUCAGGAAAAGCAUGGUUCUAAGAUGGCAUUUUUAGAUGGCAGCCCGCCUGAAAGACUUUGCAAGCCAGUUGUUGACCAUAUUGAAUCACUAGGUGGCCAAGUCAGACUUAAUUCACGGAUACAAAAGAUCGAGUUAAACAAGGAUGGAACUGUUAAAAACUUUUUACUGACUGAUGGGAAUACCAUCAAAGGGGAUGCUUAUGUAUUUGCUACUCCAGUUGACAUUCUGAAGCUUCUUUUGCCCGAAGAUUGGAAACCGCUUCCAUACUUCAAAAAGUUGGACAAAUUAGUUGGUGUUCCGGUUAUAAACGUUCAUAUAUGGUUCGACAGGAAGCUCAAAAACACUUAUGAUCACCUACUUUUCAGCAGGAGCCCUCUUCUUAGUGUAUAUGCUGACAUGUCUGUUACGUGUAAGGAAUAUUAUGAUCCGAAUCGGUCAAUGUUGGAAUUGGUUUUUGCACCUGCAGAAGAAUGGAUUGCACGCAGUGACUCUGACAUUAUUGAUGCCACAAUGAGUGAACUUUCAAAACUCUUUCCUGAUGAAAUUGCAGAAGAUGGGAGCAAAGCAAAAAUAUUGAAAUAUCAUGUGGUAAAAACUCCAAGGUCGGUUUAUAAAACUGUACCGGAUUGUGAACCUUGCCGUCCGUUGCAAAGAUCUCCAAUAGAAGGAUUCUAUUUAGCUGGUGAUUACACGAAACAAAAGUAUUUGGCUUCAAUGGAGGGUGCGGUUUUGUCAGGAAAAUUUUGUGCCCGAGCUAUUGUACAGGAUUACGAGUUGCUUGCUGCGAGGGGGGAAGUGAUGGCUGAAGCAAGUCUGGUGUAAAGAUGACGUGGCAAGUUGAAAUUCGAUAAAAAACACUCAUCCAUAGAACUUAUCUUGUAUUUCAUUACUUUAUACAUGCAUUGAUUAAACAGUAUUUAAUAUCUAUAAAUGAGCACAGGCGUUUGUUGUGAAAA
This is a messenger RNA of Helianthus annuus (common sunflower), 2019 nucleotides long. Its product is annotated as 15-cis-phytoene desaturase, chloroplastic/chromoplastic. Gene Ontology annotation, cellular component: chloroplast thylakoid. Gene Ontology annotation, biological process: carotenoid biosynthetic process. Bases 173 to 1885 code for a protein of 570 amino acids. The record is from RefSeq and is a predicted model, not a curated record. Lineage: Eukaryota; Viridiplantae; Streptophyta; Magnoliopsida; Asterales; Asteraceae. Gene Ontology annotation, molecular function: phytoene dehydrogenase activity. The transcript has 15 exons.